Caretta caretta (loggerhead turtle) is the source of this 12393-nucleotide messenger RNA. RefSeq names its product RAB43, member RAS oncogene family (gene RAB43). Gene Ontology annotation, molecular function: GTPase activity; GTP binding. NCBI's taxonomy places the organism in Eukaryota, Metazoa, Chordata, Testudines, Cheloniidae. The record is from RefSeq and is a predicted model, not a curated record.
CGCUGACGGCCGGGCGCUGAGGCCCGGAGUGACGGGCGCUGCGCAGAGCCCGGCUCCCCGCUGCGGAGGGUGAAGGAGCCGAGCCCGGCCAGGCCAUGCCCGGCCCCCCGGCGCUGGGGGCGGCAGGCCCCGGCCCGGACCCGGAGGAGCGCUACGACUUCCUCUUCAAGCUGGUGCUGAUCGGGGACGCCAGCGUGGGCAAAACCUGCCUGGUGCAGCGUUUCAAAACCGGGGCCUUCGCCGAGCGCCAGGGCAGCACCAUCGGCGUGGACUUCACCAUGAAGAGCCUGGAGAUCCAGGGCAAGCGAGUCAAGUUGCAGAUCUGGGACACAGCAGGGCAGGAGAGAUUCCGAACCAUCACACAGAGCUACUACCGAAGCGCCAAUGGAGCAAUCCUAGCCUACGACAUCAGCAAGAGAGGCUCUUUCCAGUCCAUUCCUCGCUGGAUUGAGGAUGUGAGGAAGUAUGCUGGUUCCAACAUAGUACAGUUACUGAUUGGAAACAAGUCUGACUUAAGUGACCUUCGAGAGGUUCAGCUGGAGGAGGCUCAGAAUCUGGCUGAACACUACGAUAUCAUUUGUGCCAUAGAAACAUCUGCGAAAGACUCCAGCAAUGUGGAGGAAGCUUUUGUGAAGAUGGCAACGGAGCUCAUGAUAAGGCAUGGAGGCCCCAUGUUCAAUGAGAAAAACACAGACAACAUCAAACUUGACAGCAAAGACAUAGUAGAAGGCUGGGGGCCAUGCGGUUGCUGAUACAAGCUAGGUGGUAUCCCUGACUGUACUGGAAUUUAGAGGGAUGUCUCCCCCUAAGGCUGAGGAGCACAGUAGCUGUAUCCUCCUCCUGAGAGACCAGCAUUUUUGUAGAUGUUAGACACCAAUGCAAUCAAGAUUUUGUCUUUUACUUUUAAAAAGGGACUUUGUUGAGGUUUAGACCUGAAAAUUCAACCUUCUUUGACAUUUACUCUGAAUUUGCCCCCAUUAUUUUCUUUGCUGCAACCUUCUCAGUAAGUUAUGAAUCUGAGGGAAGCAGCAUGGAUCUGUUUGUUGGAGGGCAGGGAAGGUAACUACACAAGAAACCACCACAUACCUGAAGUCCUAAACCCUUCCGUAUGGGAUAGCUGGCAAAGGUGUAACUAUUUCUGCCUGUAGGUCAGUCCCUUGAUAGGGUCUUUUUAAAUUCUCAGCAUUCCACCAAUGACCACAUACACCAGACAGGUUAGACAGUGACUGUGGCAAAGCUGUUUCAAGUAUCAAAAACUUGAAUGUUUUGAACACAGGACCAAGCAGCAAUCCUCUGUCCAAGAACACUGUACCACCAUGAAAGGUCUCUCCUUGAAAAUGAAAUGUGGCACAUGGACCACUAAAUACUGUUGGUACAAGCUUAAGUGGGCUGUCUCACUGAUUUUUAAAAAAUCAUCAUUCAAAUAGUGAAAUAAGCCUGAGCAAUACCGAUUGCCUGCUUGUUUAGCAAGAUGAGUCAAUACAUUUAAUGUUUCUUAAAUUCACUCUUGGAGAAGGAGGGCUUUGAUUAUUUUGUUACUUAUUUGCACAGUGAAUAGUUCCUUUUCCUACUUGGUGUCAUGGAGUUUUUACCCUCAGCUUUAUUCAUUUCAUUCCAUAACUCAAGCACCACUGGAAAUAAGAACUGGAGAAGCCUUGAACAGACUUUGCUAGCCAUGACUGACUUUGGAAUGCUGUAGUAUGUCUAACUGGUCACAUACAAAGUUAGUUCCAAUCACAUGUGAUGAGCAUUAAUUUUUGUUGCCAGAGGUUUCAUUGCACAAGUGACUGUGACUGUCCCAUUCUUUAACUACAGCCUGGGCAUUUGAUGGGACAAUGAACUUCAGAUUAGCUGAGGAUUGUAUGAAACAUGAUUUCUUGGCUAUAGGAACGUAUUGAGAUCUUUCUGAUUCCCUCUCUCACAAUCACAAGUUGCCGGUUGCUUUUCAUUUCUUGCAGAUCUUCAGCAAGAAAAAUCUUUUUACUGUUGACCAAAAGUCUGCAAUAUUAACUAAAAUUGAUUUUAAUAACCCAGCUAAGUAGUUGGCUUAAAGAUGUAGCUCUUUAUUAUGAGCUUAUGUUGUGUCUGCAGUUAGAAAGUGCUGACGCCAUCAACUAUCCCUGGAUUUACCCUCUCAAGCACCUUACAAACAGGGAUUUACAAAAGGAACAGAAGCUGGAUUUUUUAAAUCUACAGUUUAAAACCAAGGUUUUCAGAAUAGUGAUUUUGGGUGCCUGACUCAAGAUAUUUUAAAAGAGCCUGAUUUUCAGAAUACACGUCCUCAAAAAUCAGGUCCCCUUAAGGUGUUUCAGGUUGCUGCACCUAUUUAAAAAAAAAAAAAUCAGUAGUUGUUUUUGAAAGUCUUAACCUAAAAGGAUAGGGUGUAUUUGGAUUAUUAUUAUUAUUACCAGGAAUACAGUUUAUGGCCAUUCCACACAUAGAAUGAAAGCCAAGAAACUAGGAAAGGGCUAAUAUCAUUGACCCUGUUUUAAAUGUUGAUUCAUCAGAAAAAUCAUUUUCCUGCAGAAAAUGUUGAACUAUUUUCUACUGAAGUAGUUGACUAAAGAAUGAUGUAUGUUUUGUAGACUGUUUGCUUGUAAUUUAAGAUAAACUUGACUUCAGAUUUUAUAGUUGUAAGAAUAAAGGGGCCUUAAAACAUUUAGUUAGUUUAGUUUUCACAUUUCUAUUUUAUAUGGAAAUGCAGGGUGAGGCACAAAUAUAGUUUUUGGUUUUAAAUAGGGCAGUUUUCCAGGAUACUCUAGGGUCUCCUACAUCCAAAGAUAAGAGGCACUGAGUGCCCAGAAGUAACUAAACACUGGAGAUGAAGUUUUUCCAAAACUCUAGCCAACUAACUUAGUAUUGGUUACUAAACAGCAAACCCCCUACUCCAUCCCCAAAGAGGGGUUAAAAGUCAGUUUAAUCUAGAAAAGAGGUCUGAUUAAAAACUAAAAUUCAGUCUUGAAAUCUUUUUUCUAGUGAAAAGGUUCCAUAGCAAAUAUAUUUAAGAACCUCUCCUGUUUGUUGAUCAGCCUGAAUAGGCUGGGUAGAGUUAUUCUGUCCAUUUCUGAAGUGCUUACAGUAGAAAAGCUGACAAGGUCUUAAAGCAGAGAAUACUUGUGUCUUGUCAUCAUAAGUUUUAGUGUACAUCUAUAAGCCCAAAUCCAACAAUUUGGUGUGCCAACACAUGGACCUUUACAUCAAUCCACAGUCCCAUUAUUUACAGGACUGGUGCCAAGUUACAUUCUUAAAACCAUGCUAAUAAAAAUUCAUGUGCAUGUAAAAACAAGAAUAUUGAAACUACUUAGAUCACAGCUAAUCUUCUGUAGCUUAGAUAAUGCAUUCUAGGCCUGGAUGAGCUAUAUAUCUCAAGAGCCAGAAAGGACCUGGACCCUAUUCCCAUUGCAUUCAGCGAAAGUUUUGCCACUCACUAUAAAUGGAGGCAGAUUUGAGCCCAUCAUGUUAAAGAAUAUAAGCAUGCGAGUUUCUUUAAUGUUGACCUAAGUUUAGCAACCGAAUAGAAAUAAAUCAAGCACUUUAUUUUUUUCUUAAUCCUUUGCCAUAGUUCACCUGCUGUUUCAACUGCAGGGUUGAAGUUUAAGAAUCCACCUGCAGAGCUUAGUCUGUUUCAGUCAGAAGUUACUAUAAAACACAGUACCAGUUGUUUGUUUACUGGGCCUUCAAAUGAAGGAUAUGCUUUAGCUUCUCAGAUUUUCCUGUAAAGCUAUAGUCCUUUAGUUUUAGAGCAGCUAUGUCUUCUCACUUAAAAAAACACAACACCCCCAUAAUACAAGUUUGCAUGUCCUACCUAGCAAAAUGUCAGGGAAUAAAGAAAUGGAGAGAGGAACCUCAUUUAUCCAAAUCAGUUUGCCACAUAUCAGUCAACUGUACAGCAUUUAGGUUCAUAAUACACUGUUUCAACUACCCCAGCAGCGUAUACCAUACAUAUCACCUGCGUGUGAUAGUAAUGGUACAGUCCUCCUAGAUGCAUGGUUCUUUGUACUGAAAUAUAUUUAACCAUGAAAACAGAAUUUAUAUCUUUUUCAAUAAUCCCUUUUAUAAACUUUACUGUUUAGCUAGCCUUUGAUCGAUGUCAUAUCCAUAGCUAUGCAAUCUAAGCAGUAGGAGCUAAAUCCUGCUUGCUUUAUUUUCAGUAAUCCCAUUGAAACCAAAAGGAGAAUUGCGCUAGAGGAGGGUGAGCAGGAUUUGGCCCUACAUUUAUAGGCACAAAACUAUUUCUUGGAAAUCUCAGGUUAGGAACCUGCAAUGAUGUACAUCAAAUGAGUGGCUCAGUAGCAUACUAACACAGUUUAAGGCAUAAAUAUUUGCUAAGAGCCCUGUUUGCUGGCAGUUGAACAUUAGCAAAACAAUAUAUAGCCAUUACACUGUUGGGUAGUGCAUUAAUUGCUUUAGGCAGAUCAUCUUAGCCUACCAUUACUUUUAUAGUAUUUAUCGUUUGCUUUUGGCAGUACCCGAAGUGUGCUAAGUACAGUAGAGUGUAAAAAAAGGGGUAUUGGUCCUUGCCCCAAACAGCUUACAAGGUGAAAUUCAAUGGCAAACGGUGAAAUGAGAAUUCUUACAGAAUUUUAUUCUCUUUGUGUGAAUGGUGCUCUUCCCUGUUUUGGUUUGGAUAGAACUAACUUUUAAAUUCACCUCCUGUUGCUGAUGCAGUCCAUUUUGAUGGGCAGAAUUUGUGCAAAUAUUUAUAAUUGUGUCAUUUUCAAAUGAAUGUGUAUUAGCAUAGAACCCUGAUAAUAAUUUGUUUUGUAAAACAAACUAAAAAACUGAACACUGGAGAAAAAAAUCCCCUAAUUAUGGUAUCAGUUUUACUACAGUCAAGGUCAUGUCACAUUCUGCAGUGUUUGUUAACCUCAAACAGGAUCUGACCCAGCUGACCCUCCACUUCAUGGAGUUUCACAAGAGCUUUGGCUUUACUUCAGUUUUUUCAUUGCCUCUGGAGUUCUAUAAUGGUACGCUAUCAACAAGACUGCAUAAGAUCAGAUUUACUAAAACAGUAGGUUUUAUUGUUGUGUAGUGCUGACAAAUUGUUCAAGCAGCACUAUUCUUAAACAAUAUUGAAAAGCAGUUUUUGAUUAUCUCCUACCAUGUAUUGUUCCAUUAUUUAAUGUUAUAGUCGAAAAUAGUAUCUGACUGGCCAUUUGAUUGUCUCUUGCCAUCUGGUAUUGAUUCCCAGUGACUCUGUAGUGGUAUUCUCAACUACACACACACGUCUAAAGUAAAAUUAAGGUAAUACACACAAGCAGAUUUGCAUAAUGUAAGUCUAAAAUUUAAAGAGCAUUUAUUGGCUAAUAAAUUACUGAGUAGUUGAAGUUAUUUAGCUUCAACCACUGUGCCUCCCAGAGUUCAGGUGUACUUUAACAGAUCAGCCUGUACAAUGGAGGAAAACUCAUUGAGAACAAACCAUUCUUUGAGAGCUGGAAAAUAAAAGGGAAAGGUGACUGUCUGAUAUCUUCCAAGAUUGGAAGGUAUAGUUUAGCACCUGUUAGUCCUGUUCUCUGUAGACUCAUUCAGGACAUUAACAAGGCUCAAGACUGAGGUAGAUAAACAGACACACAAACCAGAUGUAGACAAAUCUAGACAGAGUUAAAAUGAUUUUUUUUUAGUUCUCAUGGAAAAUCUAAGGUACUUAUAUGGCUUCCAUUACCAUAGCAUCUCAAUGUCUCUCAGUCUUCGAUGGAUUUAUACUCACAACACCCCUGUGAGGUAGAGAGGUGGUGUUAUCCCAAUUCACAGGCACAGAGAGACUAAGGCUAUGUCUACACUUACCGGGGAUAGAUGCGAUCGAUGCAGCGGGGGUCGUUUUAGCGGGUCUACUGAAGACCUGCUAAAUUGCCCACAGAGUGCUCUCCAGUCAACUCUGGUACUCCACUGGAACGAGAAGAGUAAGGUAAGUCAACAGUAGAGCGUUUUCCAUUGACACUGCAGUAAAUCGAUCUAUGCUACAUCAACUCCACUUACAUUAUUCACGUAGCUGGAGUAGCGUAACUUAGGUUGUAGUAGUGUAGACAGGGCCUAAGUGACUUGCCCGAAGUCACACAGGCAGUCUGUAGUGGAGGACCUUCCCCUCACAGCCAUAGUGUAGAAGGCACAGGUGGGGAAAGGGGCAGAGCAAAAGUGAUAAUGCACUCUGGCAAUGUUCCAGGGCUCUAAGUUAUCCCAGACCUGACUAGUCCUUAGGUUGGGCCUUUAGGCUGCUCAGAUGCACUGCAGGCCUGACCAGCAUACAACUGUUUCAGCUUUGGGAGCACAAAGGCCCAGCCCCGUUCUGAGCUGGCUCUGGGUACUCCUCAACCAUAGCCCUGGGACUAAGCCAUUGCUUCUAUGGGGCAUGAGGCCUUGUCUACACUUAGAGCACUGCAGUGGGCACAUCUACAUCAGUGCAGCUGCCUGUUGUAGCGCUUAGUGAAGAUGUGCCACCUCCCUGAGCGCUGUCUACACUGGGGUUUAGGUUGGUAUAACUGCAUCGCUCAGGUGAGUGGAUUUUCCACACCCCUGAGCGACACAGUUAUACCAAUAUAAGUUUGUAGUGUAGACCAGGGCUGAGUAACAAAGGCAAGAGAGAUUUGGCUAUUGUUUCACCACUGCACAUUGAAAGCCAUUGUGAAGUUGAUUAGCAGCUGUCUGUAAAUAGGUUGGGGGGCAGGAGGGAAGUAAAGCUUCUUUUCCAACACCAGUUUUACAUUGUUUGUUACUGUCCAUUUCCUACAGACCUUGUGAAGUACGAUUGUACUGUGCACACUCUAAAUUGACAGUUAUCUGUUGCAAGGAGAUAUUUAGCCUGUGGUUACCCUCAUGCAUCUUUCCCCUAGAAAACCUUACAAACUUACUGGUAACAAUAUGAAGCUACUGGAAGAUUCUAGCUAAUGUAUCUUGGCACACUAUCUUUCAAAUUAGACAGUACACAUAGGUCCCUUUGGUCCAUCCUGUGUUUGCUAGCUGCACACUAGCCAUCCCAAGACACUUUGUUUGUUGCAGGACUGGCACAAGUGUUGCCCUGGCCAGUAUUUCCCCCUGUUGGUAUUGUAUUCAGUUCAGAGUGCAUGGGCAGUCCCUUUGGCCUGCACAGUCACAGCAUCACCAGGAUUUAAUUGACCACUUUGUAAUGUACUUUGAGGGCAGAUUUCAACAUCACAAAGAGCAGUUAAGCCCCCAAACUCCUCUUUGUGCCUUUGAAGAUCUUCCCUGGCAGAACUAAAUCUUAUGCAGCCAUUUGCACCAGUGCAAAGUGAAUACAAGACCCUAUCAGGUCAGAGAAAGGUAGCAUUUUACACUGACUUUUCACAGGUGUAAAUGACUAGGGUUGAAUAUCUGCUCAAAAUAACUGGGAGUUGAGUCUUACAGAUCCCUCCAUGUAAAGCCACUGAGCUUUUGAAUUCUGGCUCCAUUUUAUUUAAUUUAGUUUCAAUAAAAAACAGAACUGAUAUAGACUCCGGUCGGUCCUCAUCCCUUAACAAAAUCCUACCAGAGUCAGACAAAGAGCAAACAAAUAUUCCAUUUUAUCCUGGACUCCCCGGUUCUCUGUAUAUUCCACCCCCCCCGCCCCCAAAUGUGACCAAAAAAAUGGGGGUGGGGGAGAUCUUGCAGCAUGCCCUGAAGGACAGUAUAGUCAGGUCAUUUUGCACCAAGUCUAGAGGUGAAAUGGUCGGGAGAGAAUAAUGUUUGAAACUGAACCUACUUCCAUUGUGUCCUUCCUGACAUAAGCAUCUUUUCCUUUAUGUCAAAAGGAGAUUUUUAUAUAACUGAAAUAGUGUCAGAGAUAAAGUUGAAAGCAGGCAGGUCUGUGCACAGGCACGCAUUAGAAGUAGAGAGAGGGGAAAACAUUCAGGCACUACAUGUAAUAAUUGGAAGGAACAAGGUGGCUUGAAGUGUGUCAUUGACCAAUCAGACCUUACAAUUCUUUCCCAUGCACUCAAGUGAUUUGUAGGCCUUUGGAAACCUUAGCUAAUUUUAGAUUUUUCCGUGUUUCAUUUUAGUGCUGACCAUUCUGUUGAGGAACAGCUUUCAGAUGAACCGUCAGGAUUGUCCUGGAGUCUCCAGGAAUUAAAGAUUAAUCUUUAAUUGAAGCUCACAUCAUGUGAUGAAACCUCCACGAAUAUGUCCAACUAAAAUUGGCAACCCUAGCUCUUAUUUGUUAUUGGGGUAAUAAUGUUACACCUGCAUGCUUACACCAAAGCUGGAAUAAGUUUUAGAAUCCUUUGAGGUGGUAGAUGCAAAGAGUGAUUCAAGCAUUCAGAUACAGGGUCUAUUUGUAUUUUAGGAGAGUGCUUAAUUUGUAAUGAAAGAGGUGCCAGGGCUCAAGCAAUUUUUUUACUUUCAUACCUGACACACCAACUCCAGGGGUGCUGUAGCUAUGAACUGCCAGGCCUAGAGGUGCCGGGGCCCAACCCUGGCAAGCCCUGGUACAAAUUAAGCACUGCUUUAGGAUAGCCAAUCCUUAACUUCUUCCUGGAACUGGAUCCCUCUGUUUAUCAGAUCAAUGGAUUUUCUUUUGAAUUUACUCAAAAAUAUUAACUACACAAAAAAAUGGAUAGGAAACUUCAUAUCCACAUAAAUGCUGUCUUUUAUGGUAAAAUGAGAAUGACCAGUGCAUACUUGGGAACUAGGAUCAGGAUAGGAGAUUAUUUCUUUUAAGAGGACUAGCAAAGGGUAAAAAUAGGUUUGUGCCCUCUUCAAAGUUGGUUUUGUUUUUUAAGAAGGGGACAUUUCUGUUUUCAUAGAAUAUCAGGGUUGAAAGGGACCUCAGGAGGUCAUCUAGUCCAACCCCCUGCUCAAAGCAGGACCAAUCCCCAACUAAAUCAUCCCAGCCAGGGCUUUGUCAAGCCUGACCUUAAAAACUUCUAAGGAAGGAGAUUCCACCACCUCCCUAGGUAACCCAUUCCAGUGCUUCACCAUCCUCCUAGUGAAAAAGUUUUUCCUAAUAUCCAACCUAAACCUCCCCCACUGCAACUUGAGACCAUUACUCCUUGUUCUGUCAUCUGCUACCACUGAGAACAGUCUCGAUCUAUCCUCUUUGGAACCCCCUUUCAGGUAGUUGAAAGCAGCUAUCAAAUCCCCCCUCAUUCUUCUCUUCCGCAGACUCAACAAUCCCAGUUCCCUCAGUCUCUCCUCAUAAGCCAUGUGUUCCAGUCCCUUAAUCAUUUUUGUUGCCCUCCGCUGGCCAUUUUCCAAUUUUUCCACAUCCUUCUUGUAGUGUGGGGCCCAAACUGGACACAGUACUCCAGAUGAGGCCUCACCAAUGUUGAAUAGAGGGGAACGAUCAUGUCCCUCGAUCUGCUGGCAAUGCCCCUACUUAUACACCCAAAAUACCAUUGGCCUUCUUGCCAACAAGGGCACACUGUUGACUCAUAUCCAGCUUCUCAUCCACUGUAAUCCCUAGGUCCUUUUCUGUAGAACUGCUGCCUAACAGGUCGGACCCUAGACUGUAGCGGUGCAUGGGAUUCUUCCGUCCUAAGUGCAGGACUCUGCACUUGUCCUUGUUGAACCUCAUCAGAUUGCUUUUGUCUAAUUUGUCUAGGUCCCUCUGUAUCCUAUCCCCACCCUCCAGAAAUUUGUACAUUAGAAAUUCAAAUAAUUUGUAUUUGUCACUCCUUAUGCUAGGUGGUGUAUGUACAUGUACACACAGAGUCCUUGCCCAAAACUGCUGCCUUGUUUUUCCUCUUAGAUUUUUGUGGACACUGGAAUGCAAACCAGCAUGAUGACAUCACAGCAUUCAGCAAUCAGAUGCGAGGGGAUUUUUCUUUGGACUGUUAAAUAACUACAUCUAAACAGAUUUAAACACAAAAUUGGAGGAAAAUUCUUUUCUUGAGGAUUAAGCACCUCACACAUUCAGUUACUGUUUUUUCCUGCUUGCUUUUUUUUACAUUAGAAAUGCAGGCAUUGUCUACCCUGGAACUCCAUGGAGUGCUGAAGAAGUAGUGGAAUUAGGAUAUGACAAGAGCUUAUAAAAUGAAUAAUUAGGAAAGGGCCUGUUUUGAAGUUUGGCAUUUGUUGACAUCUCUUUAACUCCAAAUGUAGUGUUAAAUAUUUAACAUCCCUAGCCCCUUCAGUUAUGAGGUGAGAGAGCCUAAUAUCCACAGGCCCCUUCCCCCAAACAAGCUCCAGCAAAACCAGGGGAGAUCAGACUUGAUAUUCCUGAUAUAAAAAAUUAAAAUAUUUUAAGGCAGUCUUUGAAGCUUCCUUUAUAUAUUAUAGGGAACAAAGGGUGCAAUCCAUUUUAUUUAAAAAAGUCUUUUCAAGUCACCUUUAAAGCAUUGCAGCUCAGUCAAGUUAUUUCCAACAUUAGACUACACACAUUCAGCUAUCAAAGGACAAAAUCCUACAGCUCUCACGAUGGUGGGAAGCUGUGUCCAGUGGGCCAUAAACAAGUGUUGUGGUAGUGUGGGAAGAGACCCAUCCACCCCCUUUUACCUGGUGAAUUAUUGCUUUAAUGACCAUGGCCCCUGGAGACCCCAACCCCACCCAAAAUUGUAAAAGUGUAUACAUAUGUAAUGCCAGUUCUGACAAUUGAUAAUGCAAAAUAACACCUCCCCUUUCUGUUUUAAAAAACCCCAAGUCCCCAGAGAAAAACUAUGUAUGAGAGUUAAGGUUAGAAAAGUGUGUAUUUCUCCCCUUAGUUACAUCUGUUUGAUGCACCCAAACAUGUAUUUAUGCAGGAAUACUUAGACAAGAAUCACUUCCAUAAUUAAUAAUUACACUCCAAAAAGCCAAUCUCCUUACAGUAAAUUAUCAGACAGCAGCAAUUUCAGUCUGCUCCUGAGUAGGUGAAGGUCAGUGUCAUUUUUCUGCAAUAGACUAAGAGGCCAUGAGAUGUUGCUUCUUUUCUUGCUUUAAGUAGGAAAUUCUGCCCUUUGAUUCUCAGAUUCACUUGAUGUUCUCAGAUGGUAUGCAUUCCUCUGAGGACAUAGUGGGUGCGAUUUUGGGCAUCCAAAGUUGAAAGAACAUGGAUGUGAAAAAAUUGUGCAUUGAAAAACAGGGGCAUGCAAACUUGUACUUGCAAUUUGAAGACAAUUUUUGAUUUUUUUUUUUUUUUAAGAUAAGGCUAUAAAGGCCAGUUUUCUUUUUAAGGUGUGCUGAUGCCUAAAACUGAAAUAGGAGUGUAGUGGGAUUUUCAGUAGGAGUCAGGCUGUUAAGCACUUUUGAAAAUUCCACUAGGUGCCUAUCUGCAUGUAAAAGUCUGGACCUAAGAGUUCAGUACAAAAUGACUUGUGUUAGGAAAGGUUUGCACUAACAGAACGUGAUUCUAUUAAAAGACAUUGCGCAUCUUAAGAUGAAAAGCAGAGCUCAGAAGACAAGGGUGUCUGGUAUUUUGUAUUAUUCAUUUCCAGCCCAUUUUUAUUUCAAUCCCUUGUGUAUAAAUAAGUAUUUUUUACUAAGUAAAUGAAUAUUUUAAAAAAUUGGAAAGAUAUUUUAAAUAUGGGAGGCAGUUCAUACUUGAUAAAAUAAUAUUUGUUGCUUUAACAGCAAGGACUGAUACACUGAGGAGAAUAAUGCUGACAAAAUAACAUCAGUUGUUUAAGACCCCCUUCCUAGAGGAUUGAACAUCAUAACUGCUCAGUAAAAUUGUAAGUGGAAUAGAGUGAAAAUCACAAAUUGAAUGACAAAUGUGCCAAUUCAAAGCCCUGUAUGACUCGUGAUUACACCAGUGUAAAAACCAAGUAUAACUCCAGCAACUGAGAUCAGACUCUGGCCCACUUGUCAUAUUUUAUGGGUGAGGUGGAGCAAAGUUGUGAAUUCAGCCUAUAAUGAAGAAAAGGUGGAUUGCUUAUUUGUAAUAUUUGAAGAAGAGGAAGAUUGUUAUUUUGUAAAUCUACACUGAUAAAUGCUGAGACUUUUGAGAUCCUAAUUGUGCUCAGUGCUUUUUCCCUCUUUUGUAAUAGUGUCUCACUUGAUGACUGAUGGUUAGAAAAUCCAGUGGCCCAGGAUCCACAGCAUUCAAAAGAGUCUGGCUUACACAUUUGGUUAGGGGCAAAAAGCUCUAAUUCAUAUUGAAUUCACUCACUGCAUUCCAAAAUUACUUAAAGGUUUGGAGAACUCCAGUGUUACAAAGUAGUCUUCAUUUACUAUGACAGAUCGCUUGCUAAUUGUCUAUGUUUCCAUGAAGAGAUGCAAGCCUCACAUUUCUCUCUCUGAUAACAAUUUUGCAUUUACGCUUUCUUAUGAUAUUGACCAGAUUGUUUGGAAUGUGGAGAUAAGGGAGCAAGCUUGCAUACUAUAGUGAUUUUUAAUAUUUUACAUUCAUCUAUUUAUGAAUUUAUAAUAAAAAUAAGUUUAUUUUUAAAAAUAUGAAACCUGCUUUUUUGGGGUAAAUUCCUAUGGUGGAUACAUGGUACUGUGUAUCGUUAAACAAAUUUCAUUAAAAUAUGCAUUUGGGAAUUA